Messenger RNA from Amorphotheca resinae ATCC 22711, 799 nucleotides. RefSeq lists its product as hypothetical. Gene Ontology annotation, cellular component: proteasome core complex. Bases 17 to 799 code for a protein of 260 amino acids. The record is from RefSeq and is a predicted model, not a curated record. Lineage: Eukaryota; Fungi; Ascomycota; Leotiomycetes; Helotiales; Amorphothecaceae. The transcript is spliced from 4 exons.
ACAGACAGCUGCAAGCAUGAACCAUCUCCCCCAAGCUUGGGGUCGGCCCCGGGACGACUAUUACGGCGCGUAUGAUGCCUCGUACUUCCAAAGCAACGGACCCAAUCAGCAUACCCAGCAGCCCAUCGUUACUGGUACCUCGGUGGUGGCUCUCAAGUUCAAGGAUGGCGUUGUGAUCGCAGCAGACAACCUAGCAUCGUACGGAUCUCUUGCUCGAUUCACCGAUGUCAAGCGGCUUCGCACCUUCGCUGAUACCUCUGUUGUUGGUUUUGGCGGCGACGUCUCAGAUAUGCAGUACCUAGACCGACUCCUCAAUUCUCUCGAUACCGAAGAAGCUUAUACCUCAUCUGGCCACACUCUCAAUGCACGCAAUCUUCAUAUCUAUCUCUCCAAAGUACUUUACAAGCGCCGAUCCGAUUUUAACCCACUCUGGAAUCAAGUACUAGUUGCAGGACUAGACGAGGAAAAGAAACCUUUCCUGGCAAGCGCCGAUUUACUGGGCACGACAUUCAGUGCACCAAGCUUGGCUACUGGGUUUGGUGCCCAUUUGGCUCAGCCUCUAUUAAGGAAGGUGGCUCCUGACGAGGAGGCUGCAGCCACAUUAUCCAAAGAGCAGGCUCUGGAAGCGGUGAAGGAGAGUAUGAAGGUCUUGUUCUACAGAGAUGCAAGAAGUAUGGACAAAUAUUCCAUUGCUGUGGUGACGAAGGAGGGUAUUGAUCUGAAGGAGAAUGAGAAACUGGAAAAUCAGAGCUGGGCUUUCGCGGAUCAAAUUCGAGGAUAUGGAACACAAGUCAACUGA